Closterium sp. Naga37s-1 is the source of this 1635-nucleotide messenger RNA. Lineage: Eukaryota; Viridiplantae; Streptophyta; Zygnematophyceae; Desmidiales; Closteriaceae. The record is from the annotation of a GenBank genome assembly.
AUGUCGGUGGAGUGUCCGGUACCGGGGGAGCUGCCGGGCGAUGAGGUGGUAGACAGCAGGGCGGACGGGGGAAUAACGGCGGGGGGAGCGGACGGGAAAGACGGCGCGCGAAGCGCGACGGCAGGUAGUCGGAAGACGAGUUUGUCUUCGCGCGGCGCGCGCGCUCUGGUGCCAUUUUCGCCGUACAUCAAUGCGGUCAACAAGGCCAAGGAGGAGCCCUACUCUGAAAAAUCGCCUGAUGGAUACUUUCUGAUGGCUCAAGCGGAGACUGUCCUGACGUUCGACCUGAUCCAUGAGAAGAUCAAGAGCUGCAGGGAGGUGCCGUCGACGAUCGGGCUGUACGGCAACUUCCGGGGCGGGCAGCGGCUGAGGCAGGCCAUUGCCACCAUGAUGCAGCGCACGUUCAUGGGCGUGGAUGUGGAUCCGCUGCACAUCUGCAUCUCCAGUGGGGUCACCGCCGUGUUGGAUCUCUUCUUCUUCGCCACGUGCAGUGCGGGCGAAGGCUGCUUCAUCCGCGCACCCUACUUCCCUGCCUUUGACAACGACAUGAGCAUUCGGAACGAGGUGGUGCCCAUCCCCAUCCAGCCUCGCGACACGCGCAGCUACAUCCCAACCACUCUUGAGAUGGAAGACGCCUUCACGGCCGCGCAGGCCAGAGGCAUUCGCCCACGUGUGCUGCUGCUCACCAACCCCGGCAACCCCCUUGGCACGCUCUACCCUGAAGCCACCCUGAAGGAGCUACUGCUGUGGGCAAUCAACCACGAGCUGCAUGUGCUGUCAGACGAGAUCUACGCCAACUCCAAGUUCGGUUCUUCAGCCUCUGAGUUCGUGAGCAUAGAGAAGGUGGCGGGUCACCUGGUGGCGGAGGGACGGCUACCACAGGCACUGAGAGAGGAGCGGGUGCACACGGCGUACGGCAUGAGCAAGGACUUUGGCAUGAACGGGUUCCGAGUGGGGUGCCUGCACACCAAGAACAAGGACCUGCUUGCGUUCUGGCAGAACAUUGGCAUGUUUGCAGCAGUGUCAAACGACACGCAACACGCCCUGUCUGUGAUGCUGGAGGAUGACAAGUUCGUCGACUCUUAUGUCUCCGAGAAUAAGCGGCGCCUCAAGAUGUCAUACGACCUGCUGACAUCAGCGUUCGAGGCAGCGGGCAUGCAGUACCAGCCGGCAUGUGCUGCCAUGUUCUGCUGGCUCGACCUGCGCGCCGUCCUCUCUCACCCCACGUUUGAGGCGGAGCGGCUGCUGUGGCGCGAGAUUCUCGACUCAUGCAAGAUAGUUAUCACUCCAGGCGAGGCAUGCCACUAUGGCGAGCCGGGGUUCUUCCGUGUGUGCUACGCCGCCAUGUCGCCCGACCAGCUGUCGGUGGCGUGUGCCAGGCUGGCGGCCUUCUGGAAGAAAAAAGUGGCGGAGAGAGCAGCUGACGGGCAGGGGGGGAACGGGCAGGAGGAAAACGGGCCAGGGGUGGCCGGGCAGGCAGAAAAUGGGCAGGGGGGUGUUGCGGAGGGGAAUGGCGAGAGUGAGGAAGGGGAGGAAAAGCAAGGUGAGGGGGGAGAAAAGGGGCAGGGCGCUGUGGGUGGGGAGGGGUCUUUGAGUAGAAAACGCAAGGCGGAAGAUGACCCAGGGGAUGCUUAA